Molecule: messenger RNA, 833 nt
Organism: Papaver somniferum (opium poppy)
Lineage: Eukaryota; Viridiplantae; Streptophyta; Magnoliopsida; Ranunculales; Papaveraceae
Exons: 3
Coding region: 318-833 (171 amino acids)
Source: RefSeq, a predicted model, not a curated record
GUUGACACCUGGGCCCACCAGAUCGGUCAGCUGCGUUGAAUAAGUCAAACUCGGUAGGAGAAUUUACGACUGUGCCCUUGCCCAUUUAAAGACCCGUGUGGUCUCUCACCACAAUUUCUCUUUCUCCCUCGUUCUCUUUCUCCCUCGUUCUCUUCUCCCUCGUUCUGAAACUAGGGUUAGGUAUUGAAGCUGUUUGAAGCUGGUGUUAUUGAAGUUGUUUUUGCUGAAGACAUAGAUGUUAGCAGAAAGACCAGAGUGUAUUUGGAAGAAAAGUUAUACAUAUUUAGGGAUUCAGAGAUAGUGGUGAUACAGUGAAGAUGAGGUACAAACCGGGAUUGAAACAGUCUGAAUCAAGUCAGUUCAAAUUUAGGAAUAUCAGUGUAUAUGCGGAGCCAAAGAAUGAGACUUUGGUAUUUCCUGAUUGCCAUAGAGAUGAAACAGACUUGAUGACACUUAAGUAUAUGGUGUAUAAGGGUUUGUCUAUGGAUGUUAAAGAGAAGUUUAAUUUAUAUUGGUUUAAGGAAGAAUGUCUGCCACUGCCAUUGUUAAACAAUGAUGAUUUUGAUAAUUUUUGGGAGGAUUCUUUUGUAAAUGAGGAUGGAUGUAUAUGUUUGUGGAUGGGGAUGAAAGACACAGUGUUUGGGACUCCAAAGACUACACCAAAGAAGAAGACAGUUAGAAAGGGAACCACCCCUAGAAGAUCCCCAAGGCUAAAUAGUGUGGAUAAAUCAGUUGAAGGUGCAUCAAGAAAGCUGAGUUUCAUGGAUGUGCCCAUAUCCAAACAUUCUCAGGCUAGUAGCAGUGGUUGCACUGGAAAACACCAAAGAAGAUGA